AAGAUAACUGCUUUAAUUAAAAUACAUUACGUAGACUAACAAGCUCUGUUGUUUUAAUAAUUUAGAGUAAUAUUUUUUUUUUCUUUUUUGGACAGUUGUAUGACAGUAGAUGAAACUUUUGAAUUCCAGUUCUUUAAUUGUUAAAUUUCAUAUUUUUUUCAGGUGUAUGUGUGUUUUUAAAAUGUGUUGAAUCCAUCUGCUUCUGAGUAGCUCUAUCUACAAUGGCAUUACAAAGUUCAGAGGUCACCAUGGGUGAAAGCUACCAACCAACUAUCAAUAACUCUUCACUGAAAAAGUUGUGUUAUUUACUUAGAAAUGAAGGUCACAGAGUGCUAAAUGGCAACUCAGCUUUUACCCUGACCACUGACGUCCUGGUUUACCUCAACAAGGACUGCAGACGCCACAGUUUCACUGAUGUGGGCGCACCUAUACCAGAGUCCACUCAGGGUAGUUCCUCUUUCUUCCCAUUGACAAAGAGAAUGCAGGCCCACAAGGAAGCAGAAAGAGCUAAAGCAGAGUGGAGUGCACACAUACAGUUCAUUAAGGAUUUUAUGUUGAGUACUCCAAGUUUAAAGAUCAUCCACAACUCCAGCACCAUAACAUCUCCAAUAUCCCUGCAUCGUUUUCUGAAUUUGCAAUGUCUGCAUCUGCGGAGGGUGCCCAUACACAUGGUAGAAGGGCUUCAGCAGCUUCGCUGUACUCUCUCAUCUGUCACAGUCUUUAGAUCUAUCGACAAGCUUAAGGAUUUGCUGGAGUCCUGUGGGGGAGAUAUGACCUCACCCAUGACCUGGCCAAUGUUGAAGUUUCUCUCCCUUAAGUUCAACUCCCUGUCUUGUUUGGAUGAUUCACUGAGAUUACUGCCUUUUGUUGAAGUCCUAGAUCUAAGUCACAACUCUUUACACAACUGUGAUAAAAAUUUAGAGUACCUGGGUGAUGUGGUCAGCGUGACCUUGGCGUACAAUUUUCUAGUCUCCAUACCGUCUUUCUCCGUCACCACUCGGUCGUCACUGACAUCUCUCAUACUGAGGGGAAACAAUCUCGAUAAAGUCGCAGGCUUAAAUGAACUAAUUGGCUUACAAGAUUUGGAUCUUGGGGAAAAUUGCAUCAAUGACCACAGCUUCCUAGAACCUUUGAGUGCCUUAAAUAGACUUAAGCAGCUCCAGUUGGAUGGUAACCCAAUAUUUUACCACCGCUUGCAUCGUCCACUGACAGUCUCCUGCCUGUCUGGGCAGGCUGUCAACAUUGAGUUUGAGCUAGACAAGAAAAAAUUGAGUAUGUCAGAAAUCACACAUUUUGGUCCCUCUAAAAGACCUGCCAGGAAUACACAGACUGCACUUUUUCCGCAGUCAGUGACUAGGAUACGCACUAGCACGCCAGAGAGAGCAAACAAUUUUAAGUUUUCUCCUUCUUCUGGCAUAGGUACUGAGACAGAAAGCAACAGUAUUCUAGUUACACCUAGUUCUUCCAAGAAAGCAAAACGCAAACGCCUGAAAGCUCGUAAAACAGAGAUCAGGGACAUGGACACCUCAGGAGACAUCUCAUCCAGCAGAGACGCAACCCCAGGAACAUCACCGGCUGUGAAAAACUUGGAAGAACAACUUCGUGUGCGGGCGCUUGAGGCAAGCCAGACCAAGAAAGAGAUAGAUGAGCUAAGGAAACAUUAUGGACCCAACUGGCUACAGGCCAUAGAAGACAGGGAUAUUUUUAAAGUAAAAAAACUGGACCAAGCUGCUGACUCUUCUGGUGAUGAGAGAGUCAGCAAACAAAAGAAAUCCUCCAGUGACUCCGACAGUGACUCUAAACGGUUUGGCCAGGAAGUUUCCGGUGGGUCUGAUGAAGACGAUGACUUUAGAGGCAACACGAAUGGCCCCACUGACGAUGAUCUCUACUUAAGAGAUACUAAACCCACGGUUUCUGCUGCACCUAACCCAGCAAGCUAUAACACCAUCCGUAAUGAAACAACCAAUCCCAUCAUGGCCGAGAUAGCCAGGUUGGCAGCUGGUAAGGCAUAUCCAGACGCAGCCAAUCAGAAGACAGGAAACAUUCCCUCUACGUCUGAACUCCUUCCUGGUAAAAUUGACAUGGGUUCACCUAAGUUUACACAGACAUUUGCAUAUGAAACUGACAACACCCUAUCAAAUACACUUACCAGCACCAUUGCAGGACCAGGAAAGUCAUUUAGUUCUGUAGGCCAGCAGGUGGCGCCACCGCAGGUUAAUACAGUCUCCGUCCCCCAACCUGUUGACAAAGUAGCAUCAAUUCUUUCCAAGAAGCUGCUGAAUGAGGGCCCCACAGAGAGACCUGUAUCUCAGACCACCCUGUCGCCCAUCAAAUCAGAAGAAAACUCUGAGAAAAACAGCCCUGCCUCAUCUCAGACUGACCUACCUAAAUAUGACGUUAUCACUGGUACCUCCACAACAAAAACUAGUGAUGAAGUCACUGAACCAAUCUUUGUCACCUUACCCCUCCAAGACAACAAAAUGAUUAUAGUCUCACUCACUGACAAGUACCUGGUAGAAAAGGAUAUCAAAGGGAAGAUUAAAGAGAAGCUUGAGCUUGCCAGUUUGACUAGUAUGGAGUCAGCCACUAUAAGAAAGAGAAACAGCCAGACAACCUUGGGGGAUGCAAGCAAGGGAGACGAUCUGUGCAGUGAUGAAACAAGGGGAGAGAAUGAGGACAGUGAGUGUCUGCAGUUGGAUUUGAAGUUUGAUUACAUGAGGAAAGACAGACAGAAAAGAUGCUAUCACUUGGAGUUUGGGGAUGGAAAGAUUAUCCAGGAUCUUAUUCAGCCAUUUUUAGAUGCCAGAGAAGCAGAAAUUAAAGCCAAAUCAAUGGUGGUGAUGCAAUGUUUGAAAUGCAACCGCACCUUUUUGAAAAGUGAAUUGGUGCAGCAGAGAAAAGAGCUGCCAACCUCGGGUAGCAGUAGGGAUUUACAGUCUCUCCAGAAACUGAUGGAGAAACCAUCGUACAUCUGCCCCAAGUGUGGCAGCACCAUCAUCAUAGAACUAGAACCAGCCACACGUGGCACCAAAUCUGUGGAGUCCUCCACCUCGACCCCUGUUGGCUCACACACCUCAGCUGGUGGCUUCAUGGAUCUGGCCAGGAGUACCACACCCCUGUCUAAAAGAAAAUCUGCUGAGUUGCAAGGACGUAAAAACUCAACCAGCUCUCUUGAUUUUAAUAUUGGGACCAAGGGAGGCCAACCCUCAUCAGUGAAAUCAUAUGGUGCAUCUCCAGGAAGCCUGACAAGAGAGGUACAAAUGAGGACGGCAGGAGGUAGAGACAGAAGCAAUGCAUUCAACAGCAAGAUGGCUCAAAGCAUGAUUGUGCAUAGUUCUGGCAAGUUCUCUGAGAACGAUGAGCUGGUCUGUGUUGAGGACUAUUUCGCCAAAGACUCAGCAUCCCAGCAGCUGGCAGCCAUGACCACAAGUCUGAGAGAAGACACGUCCACUCGAGGCACCAAGUCUGUUGUCAGAAGGAGUUUUUCUAAGGAAUCACCCAAUGACAAUAUGGCGCCUGGGCAGGCAAGGAGGAGCAUGGGAAAUAUUUCCGACAGUGGGUUUGAGAGCGGGAUCUACAGAAAUAGCAGUGAGUUUUCACAAAGCUCUUUGUUACAGUCAGCCAAAGCUCUAGCUGAAGGUUCGGGAACUACAAGUAUUGCAAUGCCCAUAGCAAAACCAACAUCAACAGCUGUCUUAGCAUCAAACUCAUUGUCAGAAAAAGCUAAAGAUGACGAAGGUGUUGAGAAAAAGUAUGAAGAUGGAUCAAAGUCCAGCGCUAAAGGCCCAGCGUACAAGCACCUGGCAGCCAUGGAGCAGCUGGUCAACACGCUGGUGACUGAAGGGAAGGAGCUGGAGGAGCAGGAGCUGCUCAGCUCCAGCUACAGCAGCAGGACCACCAUGAAGAGCCUCAGCGUAUCCCUGCUGAGAAAGUCCUCGACCAAUCAGAGACGAGGCAGCAUUAACUCUACAGACGGCGCCUUGAGGUUGUCUGAAAGUAGUUCCAGCAUCGCCAUCCUGCCCACCCCGGCUGAACAAGAGGAUGGGAGCAGGACGGGCACCCCUGACUACAGCUCGUACAUCUCCACCCCCGUCAAAUUUUCUGUCGGCACGCCAAACGAUGAGCACUCUUUCGAGAAUCCUGAAUCUCCGCGCCCCAGGGUAGUUUCACCUUUGAACUCCGACAUCUGCAGCAGCAUGAUCUCCAGCGUGUACGAGACGUCUGUCAACAAUUUACCUGAGGGUGACGCCACACCUGUUGGCAGUGCCAAGGUGGAUGACAAAACUGCCACCUCCGCUGAUGACGUCAAACUUGUAGGAUCAAGCGACAGUGAACAUGCCAGCUCAACCGAAGAUUUAACCAGUAUCUACGACAAACCAACCGCCAUACCUACCAACAAGAAGAAAACACCAUCAAAGAAGAAAAAGUCUAAGAAAACAGUUUUAGCCUCACCUAAAGUAAACGCUGUACAAGUUCCAGACAGUUCCGCAACUUCAUAUGCAACACAUGAGGGACUAGAAACUUCCGAGGUUACGGUCCCCAGCCCCUCGCCUGCAGCACAGGCAGGGUUUGAAAGCUCAGAUGAAAGCGAUGAAGAAGAAGAUGAUGCUGAUGUUGUUCCCCAAUAUGCUUUUCAUCACUUGAACCAUCACCUGACUCUCUACAUGAUGAUGUCCCUCUUUGGAAAUGAUGAAGAGUUUGUCUGUAAACUACAGAGUGAGAUAGUACAGUACAUCAUAAAUGAUCCGUACGAAGGAAUCCUUGUCCUGUCAACUUCCAGAUUUUAUAUUCUGAAAAUUCUUUCGGAGGAUCACAGCCUGCCCCCUGAGCAGUGGUUGAACUGCGUUGAAAUCCAACCAAUCAAUGAACUCCGCUACAUUGACGUGGGGCUGGGAGGUCAAAGUUUGCGGCUUGAAUUUAACACCGACUGCUCCAGUUACACGUUUGUCACACGGAACAUGGACAAAACUCUGCAGUUUGUGGAGGUCUUACAUACUUACCUGGCCAAGUACGCAGUCUCUCAGGGGAUUACUUCCCAUGUUGUUGUCCAUGAGGAUGUGGAUCAGGCUACAUUGAACAACCUUGACCUUGAUGUAGUGUCAAAGGGCAAAGGUGAUCAGAAAAUGCUGCUGUACUGUAUGGGUUUCAUUGAAAGAGGAAACCAGAAGCUUUUCCCUGUAAGUUUUGUCAUAACGUCCAGCGACAUCUGUCUGGUGCGGACCAAUUACCAGUGGCCCCAGCCCCGCCUGCAGGCCCCCAUCACCGUGGAGACGGUGGGUAAACAGUUCACAGUUCUGGAGAGACAAAAAAUUAACAACGUGGCCUCAGUGGAAGUGUGUGAGUCCACGAUGAAGAAGAUGAAAAUUGAACUCUUCAAUGAGGUGGAAGGCAUCUCAGCCAACUGGAACAUCACACUGACCAGCAAACACGCCACAGUGGAGUUUAUACACGCCAUUAGCGUACCCUGGGCUCAAGAGUUUGGGGUGGAGAUGGACUUCACGUACAGCAGACUGGAGUUUUAGGACGUCACGUACAGCAGGCUGGACUUUUAGGACUUCAAAUACAAUAGACUGGUUUUUAAAGAUUUGUUUUGUGCCUUGUUGGGAUAACUCUAUGUGCUGCUAAUAGAGAAGUGAUAAAAAAUUUAAUUAACUCAUUCUGCUAAAAUGAGUCAAGCUGUUACUUUUUUUUUUAGAAUUCUUUCCUAAAAUUGUUUUAAAAAAUAAUUUUGAUUACUGUAAAAUAUCAAAGUUCAACAUAUCGUACAGAAAUUGUAAUUCAGAUAAUACGUUCAUUCACUUCCUUUGUUUUCAGCAUUAUGGUCGUAACCUUACAUUCUGUUAAUUAACUAUUUGAGCCAAGGUAGUUGAAAUAGAUUGAAAUUGUUGCAGUUAAGUGCGGAGAAAUGGGGAUGUUUGACGUGGGUGGCAGUGUCUUGUAUAUUUUUCUAUGCUCAACCUUGCUGACUCUCCUUGUAAUUUUCUUGUUGAAAACUUGUGGUUGAUGGGUGUAAAAAAAUAAAUUAUUUGAAGAAGGGUCAAAAGCAAUUUGCCAAGGGUAGACUACUGUUAUUUAUACUGUUUAUUUAUCUAUUGAACGUAUGAUGUCUUUCAUUGUUUUAUUUUUUCUCCAUCUUUCAGUACAUUGUUAUACACAUUUUAUACUUUAUUUCUUUUUAUUCUUUUAAUAAUUCAAAUUGUUACGCAUUUAGCUUUUUAUAUCUUUUAAGUUAUUGAGCUCACAUCUGUAAAAAUACUAUUGGUAUUGUAUUAAAAAUGGCUGAAUACAUGAUUGGCAGGAAUGUAGAAUGUCACAUGGUUCAGCUACAAUGGACUGAAUCAGUCAGGAAUGUAAAGAGGGCUGAACAAUGUGAUAUUCACACAUUCCUGUAUGACCCACACAAUUGUUUACACACACACCUAUGUUACCCACACAAUUGUUACCCACACAUUCUUAGUUUCCACACAACCUGGAUGUACAAGUGACUGGGCAUUCUAUUGAUGCUUACACUCUUUCUUUGUGUUGGUGGCCCAAUUUUGUUUUUAAUUGGCCACACAAUAUCCUUGGCCAAAACCACUUCUGGCCAUGCGAUGUAUUUCUCACAGACCCUCUUGUAAUACCAACGUUACUGUGUACGUGUACACGGCCACCUAGUAUUAUUCUUGUUGUUCAGCUGGUUUUAAUUAAAACUUGCAUUGAUCAACCCUUCACAGCGUAUUUAAAUUUAGUAUUAAAGGGAGAUAAUAUUAAGGGAGACAAUUUUAUGAACCGGUAAACUACAGAAUCCUAAAUUAGAAAAUUACUUGCACUCUGCAUUAACCUUUUAUUUAACAAAAGGAAAUAACACACCUAGCCUGAUCAAAUUUAUAUAUUGAACCAACUUUUCUACCAAAAUACUCUUAAGUCAUUCCAGUUUCAAUGUUCCUUUGUGUGUGUGUGUACCACAGUUAUGUGACUGUUAGAAUUGGCGAGUUCUGUGUGAAAUUUGGCACAGUAUAAUAAAAAGAAAUUAAUUUAACUUCCCCAGCGUAAGGUGGGGGUGUGUGAUUUUGUCUUGGGAUAUCAUCAACAUUGUAAUGUUCCAGUAUUAUUUAUUAAAAUUUCGUCUAAGUACCCUCACUUUUUUUUUAACUUGUGAGGGAAACGGCAUAUAAUAUAUUUUUAUUUUACACUUUAUUGGGUGUCUCUACUGGUCAAUACAUUUUACUAAUAUGACAUCCUAUCGCAUGUAAUGCUCUAACCACUUGAAUGUAAUUUAAUAACAAUAUUUGUAAAGGAAACUUUGCCUGUUAUAUAGCACAUAUCCUUCAGCUCUGGUGUGUCAAUUAUCAGUCCUUUGUUGAAGGUACCAGCAGUCAAAUUAAGGUGUGUAGCUAAUGUGUAGUCUUCUCCCCUUGACCAGCCUGCUUUAACACUAGAUCCACAUGCAAACAUUAGUGCCCUGUCUACCCCCUGAUGACCCCUGGAUCCUUGACAUGACCCCUGGUACCCAGUGUCCAAAUUCUGAUCCCUGGUGACCCCUGGACCCUUGACAUGACCCAGUGUCCACAGCCUGAGCCCUGAGACCCCUGGUUCGUGGACAUAACCCCUGGUGCCCCCAGUAGUGUCCACACCCUGAUCCCUGAUGACCUCUGGAUCCUUGACAUGACCCCUGACGCACCCAGUAGUGUCCACACCAGAGGCGUAGCGACCCUUCCUGGCGCCCGGGGACAAACUUUUCGCUUUGCACCCCCCCUCUCAAACUUUCGAUUUGCAGCCCCACCCCCCCACUCACGAUUUCGA
Messenger RNA from Physella acuta, 7782 nucleotides. RefSeq lists its product as uncharacterized. Lineage: Eukaryota; Metazoa; Mollusca; Gastropoda; Physidae. Gene Ontology annotation, cellular component: cytoplasm. Gene Ontology annotation, biological process: intracellular protein localization. Gene Ontology annotation, molecular function: protein binding. The record is from RefSeq and is a predicted model, not a curated record.